Molecule: messenger RNA, 351 nt
Organism: Musa acuminata AAA Group (dessert banana)
Lineage: Eukaryota; Viridiplantae; Streptophyta; Magnoliopsida; Zingiberales; Musaceae
Product: zinc-finger homeodomain protein 6-like
Exons: 1
Coding region: 1-351 (116 amino acids)
Biological process (GO): regulation of DNA-templated transcription; regulation of developmental process
Cellular component (GO): nucleus
Molecular function (GO): transcription cis-regulatory region binding; DNA-binding transcription factor activity
Source: RefSeq, a predicted model, not a curated record
AUGGCAGCACCCGUGGAAGAAUCCCUCGCUUGCUCCCUCCACCUCUUAACUCCUCACUAUCACAACCUGAAGCCAUCCCGCUCGUCCGGAAUUCUGCUGCAGACCGGGAACAGCAUUGGUGCAAGUGUGGGAGCGGCGACGGAGUCGUCGAGUGAGGAGCUGAUGGCCGGGCCGCCCCCGCCGCAACAUCAGCAGCAUCAGUUCAUCGUGUCGAGGAAGAGGAUCAGGACUAAAUUCACGGCUGAGCAGCGGGAGGGGAUGCUGGCCUUCGCGGAGCAGGACGGCGCGGCGGUGGAGCAAUUCUGCUGCGAGGUUGGCGUCCGCAGGAAAGUGUUCAUAACAACAAGAUGA